GUGAUUUGAGGUUUGAAAACAUUGAUAAAAUGUUUUGUUUUGGAAUUACGUUUGCACAAAUGAGCUGAGCAAUAUAUAAUAUAUAUAUAUAUAUAUAUAUUGAGACCAUGGGUAGUGCAGGGUCAGACAGGUUUUCAAUGACGAGUGAGCAGUAUUUAGCAAAGUAUAACAUUGUCACCUAUUUGGAGGAUGCAAUAGAACAGUUACUGGAACACAGAGAAGAUAAUCCCAGAGUGAUCCCAGCAAGAUUUCUUAGUGACUAUUUCAGGAGUGUCGUCCAAGGCAACCAYACCCUAUUCCGUGACUACAAGUACAUCAGGGCUACCCCAUGGAACAGGCCUUGUUUUAUAAGGGUUUUCUGGAAAGCAUUCAAAAAUAUUGGUAAAAAUGGUGAAUUACUGACAGCCUCUGAGUACCAUUCGUUGAUUUGUCUGCUGUGUCCAGACUUCCCUUUCACACCAAUACAGAAAGCAGCUAAGAUUGUACUCAUGGAAGACGCCACGGAUUGCUUGAUGUCAUUCUCUGACUUUCUGUAUGCAUUUCAAAUACAGUUUUGUUAUGAAGAAUUUAUAGACAAACUUCAGGAAGUUUACCAUGCAAUAAUUUCUGGAAAUUAUCGUCCAGGUCAAGUGGUAGUAGUACCAACAUUGACCAGACAUAAACCAGCACAACAACCAAACCCACCACCUGAMAACCUACCAAUAAGUAACAGUGARGGGUUGGAGGUUCAAGUGUUUCUUGAUGCCAUGUUGCAGAUUAUACAUUCACAGGCCAGUGUUUUCAGGUGUCCACCCAUCUCAGCAGUCAAAAGCAUUCUUUCUACAGUGCAACGAGUGACAUUCUAUGGUUUUUUGAUGGCUCUUGCUAAACAUGACGGCGUUAAUGAAAGCAUCGGYUGCUUACCACAAAAGUCGUCAUUGAUGGAAGAUACAGACCAAGACAUUUCCAGCACAAGCACAAGGCCAAAGUCUUCGCGGUCUAGAAGUUUGCUGGGUGGAAACUCCAAAAAAUUCAUGUCAUAGCGUACAAAGACUGUAAGUAACGUAACGACGCACUAAGCCAUGCGGGACUUGAGAGAUCGUGUAAAGCAGCGGCUACACAAGCGAUUUUUCGCUUGAGCAGGCGACGUGAUUUUCGGAUACGAUGAAAGCUGAACGUCGAAUUUGAGCUGUUUUUGU
This is a messenger RNA of Exaiptasia diaphana, 1178 nucleotides long. Its product is annotated as UPF0705 protein C11orf49 homolog. The transcript has 8 exons. Lineage: Eukaryota; Metazoa; Cnidaria; Anthozoa; Actiniaria; Aiptasiidae. The record is from RefSeq and is a predicted model, not a curated record. Bases 108 to 1022 code for a protein of 304 amino acids.